This is a messenger RNA of Arabidopsis thaliana (thale cress), 276 nucleotides long. Its product is annotated as ribonuclease. The record is from RefSeq and is marked reviewed. The coding region runs from base 1 to 276 and encodes 91 amino acids. NCBI's taxonomy places the organism in Eukaryota, Viridiplantae, Streptophyta, Magnoliopsida, Brassicales, Brassicaceae. The transcript has a single exon.
AUGCAAAAGACAGAGAGAGUGAUUGCAAUUUCACAGACAGAAGAGAGUGAUUUCAAUUGUGUUUUGCUGUGUAUGUUUGCUAGCUUCAUCAGGAAGUUAGCUGCCCAGUCCACGAUUUACAAUCUUUGGAAGCAAAGGAACAAUGUGGUUCACAACCAAGUCUCGAUCCCAGCUCCUACAAUCUUCAAGCUUAUCGAUAGAGAAAUCAGAAACAUUAUCACCGCAAGACGCAAGCGCAAACGUUACCGUAACCUGAUGCAAAUCUGGUUAACUUGA